Cylicostephanus goldi is the source of this 678-nucleotide messenger RNA. NCBI's taxonomy places the organism in Eukaryota, Metazoa, Nematoda, Chromadorea, Rhabditida, Strongylidae. The record is from the annotation of a GenBank genome assembly.
AUGACCGAUUCAAUCGACUCAGCAGUGAAACCACGAGCCGCCAAAACCAGACAACGUCAGUUUAAAGGCUUGUCGAUGGCGGAACGGCAGCAGGCGCGUCGUGAAAAGUUGAUCGAAGCUGGCAUUGAAGCCUAUGGCAGUUAUGGCUUUUUUUCAGUCACGGUCAAAGAUAUCUGCAAUGAAGCCAAACUGACUGAACGUUAUUUUUAUGAAUCUUUCAAGAAAAGCGAAGAUCUGUUUCAGACCAUUUUUUUGAAACUGAUUGAUGAACUGCAACAGAAUGUGAUGCAGGCCAUGAUGCAGGCAUCGAGUGAUCCGAAAAAAAUGAUCGAAGCCGGUUUGACGGCCCUACUCACCACCUUGCGUGACAAUCCACGUAUGGCCAGGAUCAUUUAUAUUGAUGCCAUGCUGGUACAGGAACUGCAUAAUCAGGCUACCAUUCAUGAAACCAUGUCGCGUUUCGACCGUAUGAUUCAUGCUUUUGUCAUGUUAAUGAUGCCGCAGUUAAAUCGUAGCGAGCAGGAAAUUUCCCUGGUGUCGACCGGUUUAAAUGGUUAUGUCACCCAAAUUGCCAUUCGUUGGGUGAUGAGCGGUUUUAAGCAUUCGCUUGAGGAGGUUUUAUCAUCCUGCAGUGUGGUUUUUUUAGCACUAUUAGAGUCAUUUUCCGAGAAAAAAUAG